AUUCUAUCGCGCAUGCGCGAAACCAUGUGCGACAAUGGAGUAGCAAGUAGGUUUGUGCUAAUUGGUUGGUAUCUUGUCAUCCCGAGGAGCAAAUGGAUACAAGUGUGAACUGCCAUUUGAGAAAAGGCAGAGAUGUGGACACUGUUGACCCUCCUGUUGAUAUGGCCUUGCUUUAUCUCAAAAGUUUCAUGUGUGCAUAUAUCUGGCCCUGGAGAGCUGAGUGUUUGGAGUGAUAACAACGUAACCCUGGAGUGUGUGGGUGAGGGUGUCUUGGAAUGGUUGUACAACGGGUCACCUCUGAUGGGCAACGUUCAUACUGCAUUCCCGCGCCCCGGUAUCGUUGUCCUAGUACUGAGUGUUGUCACUGCCCCGGAGACGGGAGUCUACACGUGCACCAACGGGACUAACUCUCACUCUAUCAGCCUGUUGGUUAAAGAUGCUCGAAACAGAGACUACUCUAGGGGUGGAGAGUACGACACUGUGUUAAGUUCGGUCGUAGGGGGUGUGGUCGGAGUGGGUGUGGUCGCAAUAUUCAUCGGACUGGGCGUGUGUGUGAUCAUGGCAUGCGUUCUACACAAAGAAAAAGUACGGUAUGGGGACGAAAUGGACUACGAGAUAAAAGAAGAAUAUUUUGCCACCCUCAAUUUAAACGCCCUCGAGGCACUCAACCCAGAGGUCAGAGCGCACAUCGACUUAGACUUUCUCGCACAAGUAACAAACACUGACCCGGCCCUUCUCGAUAAGUAUAAACCACACCCACAAACAACAGAUGAACAAAACAUCGGCGGCGGCGUGGAGUCUAACCGUGUCAGCCCGAGUCGCAUCAGUUUAACGAGUGUUCAUUUCGACGUAGUGACUAGACCGUUGAGACUGUCAGAUUCCACCCCCAUCACUCCGCAUAGGAGACCGAGGUUGUCAGACUCCACCCCCAUCACUCCGCAUAGGAGACCAACUUCGUAUAUAUCGACCCCCACGUCCCCUGCUCCUAGCAUGAGGCAUCAGAUCGGGAUAGUAGAUCUAGAUUCAAGCAGCGAGGGAGAGAAACAGAGCUUCCUGAGAAUGCUCAAAAUGGUGGAGUCAGUGGAGAGCGGAGGAUUGCCACAGGACAGAAGUCCUAAAACUCUAUAGCUAUAUAAUUUAUUAUCGAGCUAACAGUUAAAGAAGAGAUUAAUCUGUGCAUAAUUAUACUGUUUGCUGUAUCACACAUACAGUGCAAGCUGCUAUUUUGAGCUGUAAAAUAAA
Molecule: messenger RNA, 1242 nt
Organism: Halichondria panicea
Lineage: Eukaryota; Metazoa; Porifera; Demospongiae; Suberitida; Halichondriidae
Exons: 4
Coding region: 133-1128 (331 amino acids)
Source: RefSeq, a predicted model, not a curated record